AUGUCCCUCUACGCCUUGACGGUGAAACAGCCCACGGCGACUCAGGAUGCCAUCUCGGGUGAUUUUCUGGGAACCGGCAAGCAGCAGAUCCUCACAGCGAGUGGGUCGCGGUUGGCUAUACUAGAGGUCUCGCGGAGGCAGAAAGGCUUCCAAGAGCUCUAUUCUCAGGAUGUAUUUGGCAUUAUUCGCGGCAUCGCCAAGUUCAGGAUUGCCGGCGGUACCAAGGACCACAUUGUCAUAACCACAGACUCCGGAAGACUGGUCACGUACGAGUACCUUCCAGAUGAGAAAACCUUCAAGACGGUCCAUUUUGAGACGUUCGGCAAGUCUGGAAUACGUCGUGUCGUCCCGGGCGAGUAUCUGGCAGCUGACCCGAAAGGGCGCGCUAUCAUGAUUGCUUCGACGGAGAAGAACAAGCUCGUCUACAUCCUUACUCGAAGUGGCCAGACGGACAUUGCCAUCUCCUCACCGCUUGAAGCACACAAGCCCCAGACACUCGUUUACUGUCUCAUCGGACUUGAUGUUGGCUAUGACAACCCAAUGUUUGCUACACUGGAAGUCGAUUACUCGAGUUCGGAAACCGACCCCACUGGCGAGGCGUACGACGAGAUCAAGAAGGAGCUGGUAUACUACGAGCUGGACCUUGGUCUCAAUCACAUUGUACGGAAAUGGUCAGAGCCAGUUGAUCGCACAGCCAAUACCCUCUUCCGCGUUCCAGGAGGCCCCAACGCACCGAGUGGUGUAUUGUGUUGUGGAGAAGACAGCAUAACAUACCGUCGCAUCUUCAACAACAAGUCCAAUGUCCACCGAUUGGCGAUUCCACGACGUGAGGGAGCCACCGAGGACCCAAAUCGAAAGCGUAUGAUCAUCGCUGGUACCCUAUACUCUCUCAAGGGUGGUGACUUCUUCUACCUCUUGCAGACAGAGGACGGCGAUGUCUUCAAGCUUACCGUCGAUGCCCCUAGUGGUACAGUUGAGAAGAUCAAGAUCAAGUACUUUGAUACCAUACCUAUUGUCACAAGUAUCUGCAUUCUCAGAGCAGGUUUCGUCUAUGCCGCCUGCGAGUCGGGGGACCGCAUCUUGUACGAGCUUGAAUCUCUGGGUGACGAGACGGACGAUCCGGUCUUUGAGAGUGACCAGUUCCCCGUGGACCCGGAUACCUCUUUUGCGCCUCCAUUCUUCAAGCCUCGAGCCUUGGUCAAUUUCACACCAGUCGAGUCGAUGCCCAGUCUCAACCCAAUCAUGGGUAUGGAAGUUGCCAACCCCGCAUUAGAGGACGCGCCACAGGUGUACACCAUCAACGGCACCAGCGGUCGGAGCUCCUUCCGUACCACCAGAAAUGCUCUGGAAGUUCUGGAUCUCAUCGAGUCGCCUCUGCCACAGAAUGCUUCCGAUGUGUGGACUACGAAGCUUACGAGUGGGGACGAGGCAGACACCUUAAUUGUGCUCUGUCUUCAUAGUCGAACACUCGUGUUGAAGAUUGGCGAUGAUGUGGAGGAAGCCUCUAAUACCGGCUUUCUCCCAGACACGAACACGCUUGGUGUGCAACAAUUCGGCGAAGAUUGUAUCAUCCAGAUCCAUCCCAAGGGCAUUCGUCACAUUCAGGGAAUUCAAUUUCCUAACGAUGAUGCUGACGCAACGCAUGCCAAUCUCAUGGACUGGCACCCUCCAGCGCACCGAACCAUCGUUGCCUGUGCUACGAAUAACCGUCAAGUCGCAAUUGCUCUCAGUUCUGGUCAAAUUCUGUAUUUUGAAUGUGACUCCGAUGGUUCGCUUGCCAUGGCCGAGGAAGAAAUUUCUCUGGAUAGCACAAUCAACUGUCUGGCAAUGCCCGAUGUUCCUGAAGGCAGUGUACGAGCUUUCUUCUUGGCAGUCGGAUGCAGUGACCAGACUGUCAGGAUAUUCAAUCUCAGUCCUGAUAUGGACGGUAACAUUCUCCGGAGUAUCUCUGUUCAGGCUCUUACAUCACCGCCCAGCGACCUCACCAUCAAUUUCAUGAAGGAUAGGUCGCCGCGCGGCGAAAGCCAAUUCCUUCACAUCGGUCUGCGAAGUGGUGUGUACAUUCGCUCAGUACUAGACGAGAUGACCGGUGAUAUUGGCGACACUCGAAGACGUUUCCUAGGACCCGAGCCUAUCAAGUUUGCAAAGGUGAACGACGUUGCAGGCUCGCCUGGUAUCCUAGCAAUGACUUCCAGGCCAUGGCUAGGCUACACCCACCCUCGCACAGGAGUCCUACAGCUGACACCGCUGAACUACAUUCCCUUCAAGUCUGCGUGGAACUUUGAUGGUUCCCAAUUCAAGGGGAUCAUUUGUGUGAGCACUAAUGAGUUACGAAUCUUCACCUUCAAUGACCUCACGGACAAUACGACUUAUGAAAACAUAUCGCUCAAGUACACGCCAAGGAAGAUGGUAGGCUACCACGAACAGGGUGUCUUCUACGUCAUCCAGAGCGACAACAACACUAUUAGUGCAGACAGACGCCAGCAGCUGAUUGCGCAAGGCAACACAAAGGAGGACAGCAACGUUGAGCAAGAGAAUGAUACCAACGGCGGUAUGGAACUUGUUGAGACCAACGGCGACGCGGCCGACGGAAGCACCGAAAGCGAGGAAUUUCCUGCGAUCGACUUUGGCUACCCUAGGGCUGAAGGCAGUUGGGCAUCUUGUAUCCAGGUAGUCGACCCUGUGACCGAGAAGGCUGUCGUUCACACAGUGGAGAUCAAUGGCAACCAGUCACUCGUCAGUGCUGCGCUGGUCUUCUUUGAGAGCCGUGGUAAUGAGGCAUUCCUGGCAGUCGGACUUGCCAAGGACCUGAGCUUUCAACCUUUCAAGUUCUCUAGUGCAUCGAUACAGGUGUACAAGAUCAGCCCAGAUGGACGCGAGAUUGAGCUCUUCAAUGAGACAGCAGUCAGCGAACCACCACUAGCGCUUCUUGCCUUCAAGGGUAAGCUUAUUGCUGGUGUGGGUCGGCAUCUGUGUCUCUAUGACUGCGGUAUGAAGUCAUUGCUUCGAAAGGCUCAAGCACCAAACUCUGUUCCCACGCGCAUUGUCGAUAUCAAAACCCAGGGCAGUCGACUUGUUGUUUCUGAUCAGGCGCAAUCUGUCACGUAUUUUGUGCACAAGGACCAGGUUCACCCAAACCGUCUCAUUCCCUUUGUCGACGAUAGUGUCGCUCGGCAUACAAGCGCGUCUGAGAUGCUGGACUACGACACCACCAUCGGCGGUGACAAGUUUGGUAACAUUUGGCUAGUGCGCUGUCCCAAAGAGAUUUCUGAAUCCUCAGAUGAAUCGCCAGAUGGUUCAGAUCUUCUCGUAGACAAGAGCUACCUAGGCGGAACUCCAAACCGACUCGAUCUGAUUGCACACUACUUCACCAACGAUAUCCCUGUUUCCAUACAGAAGGCCAACCUCAUAUCGGGUGGAGACAAGGUCAUCUUCUGGGCUGGCUUACAGGGUACAUUGGGAGCACUCAUUCCCUUCACCUCUCGCCGAACCCAUAAGCUUUUCCAGCAGCUAGAACUCACCCUCCGGUCAGAAGACAAGCCACUCUCUGGUCGCGAUCAUCUCACUUACCGCAGCUACUACGCCCCUGUCAAGAGCGUCAUUGAUGGUGACCUCAUCGAACGCUACUUGGUGCUAUCGAGUGAUAAGAGGGAAAGCAUUGCUGGUCAGAUGACAGGUUCCGAGUGGACCCCCAGCAGCAUUGACGAGCAGAUCUGGGGCAUGAGAAGUCUUUUCGCUUUCUAG
Molecule: messenger RNA, 3744 nt
Organism: Pyrenophora tritici-repentis Pt-1C-BFP
Lineage: Eukaryota; Fungi; Ascomycota; Dothideomycetes; Pleosporales; Pleosporaceae
Product: SFT1, Pre cleavage and polyadenylation specificity factor
Biological process (GO): mRNA splicing, via spliceosome
Cellular component (GO): U2 snRNP; nucleus
Molecular function (GO): U2 snRNA binding; protein binding
Source: RefSeq, a predicted model, not a curated record